Molecule: messenger RNA, 3381 nt
Organism: Orbilia oligospora ATCC 24927
Lineage: Eukaryota; Fungi; Ascomycota; Orbiliomycetes; Orbiliales; Orbiliaceae
Exons: 4
Coding region: 1-3381 (1126 amino acids)
Biological process (GO): coenzyme A metabolic process; isoprenoid biosynthetic process; ergosterol biosynthetic process
Cellular component (GO): peroxisomal membrane; endoplasmic reticulum membrane
Molecular function (GO): protein binding; hydroxymethylglutaryl-CoA reductase (NADPH) activity
Source: RefSeq, a predicted model, not a curated record
AUGAUUAUACCCACUCACUUGCUGCCUACGGGACCUCCGAAGGGAUUUCCGGACCCUUUUACACCUAUAUUCUCUCCACUAUCAAAAAGAGCAACCGCACAUCCCAUUCACACAAUUGUCGCCAUUGCCUUGCUCGCAUCAGCUACCUAUGUCGCAUUGUUAGAAGUCAGUUUGUUUGGGACUCGAAGCGACGAUGGUUUGGGAUGGGGCUUUGGAGGUAAUGAUUGGACAAAGACUGCUUUGAAUGGGGCAGCUACUGUUCAAUUAAGCCAGAAGGGAGAUUGGGAAGAAGUCAAUGGAUUAAGGCAAUCUGAAGCUGCUACUAGACUGUCGCUGGUUACUUUGAGCUUCCCACCGUCUCAGCCGCAUCAAAGCAUCGCUGCACCAUCGAAUGUCUCUUCUAAACCCACUGUCAAACCUCUAUCGGUCACUUCAUCAAACAGUCUCGCAUUCUCUGUUCCCUAUGAAGAAACCACAUCUUUCCUGUCGCAAGUCGGUGUUAUCUCGACUGGUAACGACAUCGACGCUGAUGGAAUACCUAACGAACAGCAAAUCUUUUGGGUUGCGCAGGAAGCUGGCGGAAAGAGCAUUUCCGACAAUAGCUUGUCAGCCCUGGGGCUCGUUGGCUGGGUAAAGAGCAGCUGGGAAAGUUUCACUGGCUUGAUCAAGAAUGCUGAGUCGCUUGAUAUUGCGAUCAUGGCAUUUGGGUACCUCUCUAUGCACUCGACUUUCGUGUCCUUGUUCUUGUCCAUGAGACGUCUUGGCUCCAAUUUUUGGCUCGCCACAACUGUUCUCUUCUCCUCCGGAUUUGCCUUCUUUUUCGCUUGCUUCACGACCCAUAGGCUUGGCGUGCCAAUCAACUUGAUCCUAUUAUCCGAGGGUUUACCGUUCCUUGUCGUCAUAGUUGGGUUUGAAAAGCCGAUCAUUCUCACCAAGGCUGUUCUUGAAGCCUCGGCGGCCCAGAGACGUAAGGCUAUACAGAACCAGGAUAGAAACAAGGGUACAAGCAUUCAAACUGCUGUCAGUGAAGCCGUUCAGCAAGUUGGUUUCUCUAUCGUCAGAGAUUUCGUUAUUGAGAUUGCCAUCUUGGCGCUUGGAGCUGCUUCUAGCAUCCAGGGAGGUUUCCGCAGGUUCUGCUUCCUUGCUUUGUGGAUCCUUGUCUUCGACUGCAUCCUUCUCUUCACCUUUUACACUGCCAUCCUGUCCCUUAAACUUGAGAUUAACCGUAUCAAGAGACAUGUUGCUCUUCGUAAGGCCUUGGAAGACGACGGUGUUAGCCGACGGGUCGCAGAAAGUGUCGCUCGUGAAAACGAUUGGCCGAAGAUUAUCGAUAAAGAUGGAAAUCUGAUUUCUGAGGAUGAACUAUCGAAAGAUAAGACCACCAAUAUCUUCGGUCGAAAAGUCAAGGAUAGCAAUAUUAAGGCAUUCAAGGUCCUCAGCGUCGCCUGUUUUCUCUUUGUCAACAUCCUCAACACGGUCAUUCUUCCGUUUAGGGAACACUCCGCCACAUCUGUUGUGACACCUAUCACCCCAAGCCAAAUUAAUGCCCUCGCCAUCGCAAAGAAGGGGCUUGAAUCGAUUGCUGAAAGCGCCGCCCCCGGGACCAUUGUCGAAGUUCUUCACCCUGUCAUCUUCCGGGCUGUUGUUCAUGAUGACUCUAGCCUCCCGUUCCCAAAUACUCAGCAAAACUCCAACCUCUUCACCGAAGAUGCUGUCGGUUCUCGUGUCAUGCAAAGUUUACUCAAGAGUCUUGAAGAUCCAAUUCUUAGCAAGUGGGUCUUCGUCGUCUUGGCAAUGAGCAUCGUGCUUAAUGGAUACCUCUUCAAUGCCGCCAGAUGGAGCGUUAAGGACACCCAUGUUGGCGAAGUUGAGGCUCCUGCCCCAGUCCGAGCUAUGCCACCACCACCAGCGCCAGUACCAAAAGCCUACAUCCCAAUUCCUGAGAUCGUCAAUACCGAAGCACCAUCUGAAAAGCCUACUGGAGACAGAAAGGAUAUCAGCGUUUUGACCAACAUUUUGAAAUCGGAUCCAAAAGAACUUACGGAUACAGAGGUCUUGCGUCUUUGCCAAGUUGGAAAAUUACCUAUAUAUGCCCUAGAAAAACAGUUGAAAGAUACCUCGCGAGCUGUUGCUAUCCGCCGAAGGGUAGUUGCCGGGACCAAAUCAACUAUUGCCAACUCCCAAUACCUCGCCGAAUCGAAACUGCCACAACUACACUACGACUAUGACCGUGUCCUUGGCGCUUGCUGUGAAAAUGUUAUUGGAUAUCUCCCCCUUCCUGUUGGUGUUGCCGGCCCUCUCGUUAUCGACGGAGAAAGUUACUGGAUCCCCAUGGCCACCACUGAAGGUGUCCUUGUCGCCUCUACCCAUCGUGGCUGCAAAUCUAUUAACGCUGGUGGCGGUGUUACAACUGUUAUCACCGGUGACGGUAUGACUCGUGGACCCUGUGUUAGUUUUGCAUCUCUCGCCCGCGCCGGAGCCGCCAAACUUUGGUUAGACAGUGAAGAAGGUCAAAAGGUCAUGAAAGACGCAUUCAACUCUACUUCUCGAUUCGCCAGGCUUCAAACUAUCAAGUGUGCUCUCGCCGGUACUUAUCUCUACAUUCGUUUCAAGACCACUACCGGUGAUGCCAUGGGUAUGAACAUGAUUUCCAAGGGUGUCGAGCACGCUCUCAGCGUCAUGGCAAACGAUGCUGGUUUCGAUGAUAUGGAAAUCAUCUCCGUCUCUGGAAACUACUGUACCGACAAGAAACCCGCCGCCAUUAACUGGAUCGAAGGCCGUGGAAAGAGUGUUGUUGCCGAAGCCAUCAUUCCCAAGGAUACAGUUGAAAACACACUCAAGAUCACGGUUGACGCAUUAAUUGAAUUGAAUAUCUCCAAGAAUUUUAUUGGAUCUGCAAUGGCCGGUAGCGUUGGUGGAUUUAACGCUCAUGCUGCAAAUAUUGUUGCUGCAGUCUUUUUGGCUACCGGACAAGAUCCUGCACAGGUUGUGGAAAGUGCCAAUUGUAUCACUGUUAUGAGAAAGGUCAACGGCAACCUUCAAAUCUCCGUCUCCAUGCCUUCUAUCGAAGUCGGCACAAUCGGUGGUGGCACAAUUCUUGAACCACAAGGUGCAAUGCUUGACCUCCUAGGUGUCCGCGGACCUCAUCCAACAACUCCUGGCACAAACGCCCAGCAACUAGCAAGAAUUGUAGCUGGUGCAGUACUAGCCGGAGAGCUGAGUCUAUGCUCAGCUCUUGCAGCAGGACAUUUAGUCAGGUCACAUAUGCAGCACAAUAGAAGCGCUGCACCGACACGGAGUAAUACCCCCGCAGUAGGGAAUGGGAGCGCCAACGGUGGACUAGCGAUGCCAACCGGCUUGACGAUGACAAGGACUAAUUGA